AAUGAAAGAAGGAAUUGGAUAGAAGCUGUUCUUAUACAAGAUAAAAAAGUUGGUUAUGUACCAAAAAAUUAUAUUACAAAAGACACUGGUACAAUACAAUUAUGGUUUUUUGAUGUUACCAGAUCAGAAUCACAAAAAUUAUUGUUGUUACCAAUAAAUUGUAUAGGAUCAUAUCUUAUUAGACCUUCUUCAGAUGGUAGGAAUUAUGCUUUGUCAUUACUCACUGUAAAUGAAAAAAAAGAAAAAUGUAUUAAGCACUAUUUGAUCGAAAACCAUUUGAAUGGAUGUGUGUUUAUCUCCACUAAAAAGUUUCAAAAUAUUCCACAGCUAAUACAGCAUUUUACAGCUAAUGAUUUGGAUGGUCGAGGCGCCAAAUUGGUUGUGGUUUGUCCCAGAUUAAAGGUGACACACAGAUGUGGUCCUGUAGUAAUAAGCAAGGAUGAAAUAACAGAUCUAGAGAAAAUUGCCUCUGGUCAUUAUGGUCAUGUUUUUAAAGGCAAGUUGAACAAGUGUUUAGAUGUAGCUGUAAAAAUAGUACGAUCAAAUAGAAUCUCACCAGAGGAUUUUGUAAAAGAGGCUGAUAUGUUAAAUAAAUUAAACCAUAGACGUAUUGUUACCCUGUAUAAUAUAUGUAUAAAUGAAAAAUCUGUAUGGAUUGUAACAGAAUUUAUGAAGAAUGGUUCCUUGCGUAAUUUACUGCGCAGCCCAAAAGGCCAAGAACUGAAAAUGCAAGAAUUGUUGAACAUUGGUUCACAGAUAGCAGAAGGUAUGGUUCAUUUGGAAUCUUUAAACAUUAUUCAUCGAGAUUUGAGAGCUGAUAAUGUAUUGGUUGGAGAUAACUAUGAGGUGAAAAUUGCUGACUUUGGAUUAGCAAAAGAAGGAUCUUAUGAAACAGUGAAUUUUAGAACCAAAAUUCCAGUAAGAUGGACAGCACCAGAAGCACUGCUUCAUGGAAAGUUCAGUUUUAAAUCUGAUGUGUGGUCAUUUGGUAUAGUAUGUUAUGAGCUUGUUACAUAUGGACAAGUUCCUUAUCCAGGUGUAAAAAACCCGUCUCUAAUACAAUUAUUUAAAGAUGGUGGUAAAAUGGAGAAACCAAGUCAAUGUGAACAACAAUUUUAUGAUCAGAUCAUAAGUCCUUGUUGGUCCUAUACUCCAGAUGACAGACCAACAUUUGAAAAUCUAUUUUUUAAAUUAGACACUUAUUUUUUAUCUACAGAGAAUCCGUAUCAAUAA
Molecule: messenger RNA, 1233 nt
Organism: Lottia gigantea (owl limpet)
Lineage: Eukaryota; Metazoa; Mollusca; Gastropoda; Lottiidae
Exons: 8
Biological process (GO): cell differentiation; protein phosphorylation; cell surface receptor protein tyrosine kinase signaling pathway
Cellular component (GO): extrinsic component of cytoplasmic side of plasma membrane
Molecular function (GO): non-membrane spanning protein tyrosine kinase activity; ATP binding; signaling receptor binding
Source: RefSeq, a predicted model, not a curated record